AUGUCCCUCGCAGGCAAAGUCUACGCCAUCACGGGGGGCGCCAGCGGCAUAGGUCUCGCGACAGCCAAGCAGAUCGCCGCCCGCAGCGGCACAGUCUGCAUCGCCGACGUCGACGCCAGCGCCCUCGCGCGCGCCGAGGCCUUGUUCGCCGCCCAGACGCCCGCCGCCCCGUUCGCCCUGACCAGGGUCGACGUGUCUCAGCGGGACCAAGUCGAGGCGUGGAUCGGCGGCGUCGUGGCGCGCUUCGGCCGCCUCGACGGCGCGGCCAACAUUGCGGGCGUCAUCGGCAAGGACCACGGCGUCAAGCCCGUGGCGGAGCUGGACGACGACGAGUGGCAUGCCAUCAUCGGCGUCAACCUGACGGGUCUGAUGUACUGCUUGCGCGCCGAGCUCAACGCUGUGGCGGACGGGGGGUCGAUUGUGAACAUGGCCUCGAUUCACAGCACGACAGGCAUGGCGAACCACGGCGCCUACGCGGCCAGCAAGCACGGCGUUCUCGGGCUCACGCGUGCGGCGGCCAAGGAGAACGGCGCGCGCGAGGUGAGGGUCAAUGCCGUGGCGCCGGGGUCCAUCUACACGCCCAUGAUGCAGCAGUACUGGGACGAGACGGCGAGGCCGGCGGACGCGCCGUUCAGCGAGCCGUCGGCCAUCCAGAGGCUGGGCACAGCUGACGAGGUGGCCAACGUGGUCUUGUUCCUCCUCGGCCCGGAGAGCACGUUUGUUGAUGUGAAUGUGCACAAGCGCAUCGUCGCCAAACGGAACACAUCUGUAGUCACCCUCGCAGCCAAGUGCCGUAGUAUUCAAGCCGAAUCGUAG
Molecule: messenger RNA, 816 nt
Organism: Verticillium dahliae VdLs.17
Lineage: Eukaryota; Fungi; Ascomycota; Sordariomycetes; Glomerellales; Plectosphaerellaceae
Product: 3-oxoacyl-[acyl-carrier-protein] reductase
Exons: 3
Coding region: 1-816 (271 amino acids)
Molecular function (GO): oxidoreductase activity
Source: RefSeq, a predicted model, not a curated record